AUGAUCUCCGAGGGUGGGAGGCUAGUGGAUAAGAAGCCUCUGAAAGGUUAUCUGCCGGAGAGGAUAUGCCGCGUGCUUUGCUCCUUGGCACUGGUCUUCGUGCUGUCGUUCCUCGUCUCGUCUCUCUUCUUCCUCCUCCUAUCAGCGACGCUAUCCCCGCUACUGACAUCCCUGCUUCGCUAUGGCGCUCCCGCGGAGCCAGCCGAUGCGGGAGGGAGAAUUGCAUUCAUGUUCCUGACGCGUGGACCGCUGCCAUUGGCUCCUCUGUGGGAGAAGUUUUUCUAUGGUCACGAGGGUCGCUACGCCGUGUACGUGCACGCCUCGCAGCCCAACUUCACAUUCCCCUCCAACUUCUCGCCAGCCUUCGUUGACCGGCAAAUACCAGGCGGCAAGGUGGAGUGGGGUCGAAUGUCCGUCGUGGCUGCCGAGCGACGCCUGUUGGCCUACGCUGUCACGGACAAGCGAAACGAGUACUUUGUCCUCGUCUCGGAAUCGUGCAUUCCGCUGUGGUCGUUCGACUACAUCCACGAUUACAUCUCCAGCACGCACAUCAGCUUCGUCGAGGCGCACAGGGACCCGUUUGACGAGGCGUUCGGGCGGUACCUGCCGGACAUCCACAUGCCGGCCAUCAGGCAAAAGGACUUCCUCAAAGGCAGCCAGUGGUUCGUGCUGCAGCGCCGCCACGCGGAGCUGGUGGUGCAGGACACAGAGCACUACCUCGUGCACUCCAAGUCCUGCCAGUGGAGGGCGCAGCACUCCAAGUACUGCUGCUCCGACGAGCACUACCUUCAGAUCCUCCUUGCUCUGAAGGACCCAGCAGGGAUCUCGCGCUUCCCGGUGACCCUGGCGGACUGGAGCCAGUGGCGGUUCCACCCCGAGACGUACUACUCGUACAACAUGACCAACGAACUCUUCAAAACCAUCAAGUCCACUAAGCACUAUAUCCAGUACCGCUACUACUGGAAGAAGUUCAGAAAUAGAUAUACUUAUAUUGAAAACCCUAAGAAACCCCAACCUGCUCCAGUAAGUUCUAUGUAA
Molecule: messenger RNA, 1038 nt
Organism: Closterium sp. NIES-65
Lineage: Eukaryota; Viridiplantae; Streptophyta; Zygnematophyceae; Desmidiales; Closteriaceae
Source: the annotation of a GenBank genome assembly